GACACUAAGUGGUUUUUUUUUGUACCAUUGAUACGAACAUCCAAACAUUGAUAUAACAUCAAUAAUUAUUGAAAUUAAGAUGUUGUCGAGUGUUCUAGUGACAUGUGUGGUCGCGCUGAUCUACAUUUUAGUCAUAAAACCACUUAGUUACUGGAAGGACAGAAAUGUGAAGACAUCUAAAUUAAUACCCCUUUUUGGAGAAAACCUAUGGGUUCUUCUCGGUUUCGAGAGUUUUCUCGAACAAUUUUUCCGUAUCUAUGAUAUUUUCCCAAAUGACAGAUAUUAUGGUUUAUAUCAAUUCACCAAACCUAUUCUAUUCUUGAGAACACCUGAACUUAUCAAGCAACUAUGUGUAAAGGAUUUCGACCACUUCCAAAAUCGUCGAGCUUUUGUACCGGAAACUGCAGGCGAUUUGUUCUCCAAGAAUCUGAUUGCUAUGAAAGGUCAAAAAUGGAAAGAUAUGCGAUCUACCCUGAGUCCCACAUUUACAAGCAGCAAAAUGAAGGCUAUGUUCAAUUUAGUAUACGACAAUGCUACAAGCUUUACAGACUAUUUCUUGAAACACAAUGAAAAAAUCAUAGAAGUUGAAUUUAAAGAUGCUAUGAGUAGAUUUACUAAUGAUGCCAUAGCUAAUACUGCCUACGGUCUGCAAAUAGAUUCUCUAAGAAUUAGGGACAAUGCCUUUUAUUUGAUGGGGAGAAAAGGAACAAACUUCGCGGGAUAUAGGAUGAAAUUUACAAUACUCAUGUAUCAACUGGCUCCAAAACUUGCUUCUUUCUUUCGUUUGCCGCUGAUUGACUCAGAAGCGCAGUCUUUCUUCAUCAAUAUUGUUAAGGACAACAUCGAAAUGAGGCAACUUAAAAAUAUUAAAGGACCAGAUGUGUUAAGCUUGCUACUCGAAUCGAAAAAGUAUGAAGCUUGUGUCAAAGAGCCCGAAGACGACAAGGAAGGUUUCGCAGUGGUGGAGGAAGAUCUGGAAACAAGGGAAUGCAAGCAUGAUUUAAGUAUUACGGAUAUAGCUGCCCAAGCCUUUUUGUUCUUCAUUGCUGGUUUUGAAGGAGUUUCGAAUUUGUUAUGCUACACUGCUUACGAAUUAGCAACGCAUCCGGAUAUACAAGGAAGGUUGAUCGAUGAGGUGGAUAAGAAUUGUUCAAAUGGUAAAAUGCCAUCUUAUAUGGAAAUAAUGAAUAUGGAGUAUUUGGAUAUGGUCAUAUCCGAAGCACUGAGGAAGUGGCCAUUCGCUCCAACAACAGAUAGAGUGGUAACGAAAGAAUAUACAAUUCAACCAGAGAAACCCGGUGAACAGCCUCUAACUCUGGAACCAGGAACAGUUAUGAUGAUAUCAAUUGUAGGACUACAUCGUGACCCUAAAUAUUUCGAGAAUCCCGACAAAUUUGACCCUGAGCGUUUUUCGGCAGAAAAUAAAAAAAAGAUUACUCCCUGCACUUAUAUACCAUUUGGUAUUGGACCAAGAAACUGUAUAGGACAGAGAUUUGCACUGAUGGAAGUGAAAACAUUGAUAUUCAAGAUUUUAUGUCAUUUUGAGAUAGUUCCAAUUGAAAAGACUCAGAUACCUUUGAAAAUGGACAAAAAUGCCUACGGAUAUAUACCCAUUGAUGGUUUCCAUUUGGGUCUGAAAAAAAGGUACAUUUUAUCUGCUACCGACUUAUUGAUAUUGUUUAUAGGUAAGACGCGUUUUCAUUUCGAUACAGAUUUUGGCCAACGAAAUUACGUAGUUACGGUGUUUCAAAUGUUGGCCAUUUUUUUAGUGGCGUGUGCGGUGGUGCUGUUCUACAUUUUAGCUAUAAGACCACUGAACUAUUGGAAGAACAGAAAUGUGAAGACAUCUAAAAUAAUACCCCUUUUUGGGGAGAACUUGUGGGUAAUUCUAGGUUUUGAGAGUUUUCUAGAACAACUUCACCGUAUCUACAAUAUGUACCCAAAUGAAAGAUAUUAUGGUUUUUAUCAAUUCACCAAACCAAUUCUAUUCUUGAGAACACCUGAACUAAUUAAACAACUAUGCGUGAAGGAUUUCGACCACUUCCUGAAUCGUCAAACUUUCGUGCCUGAAACUUCAGAUGAUUUGCUCUCCAAAAAUCUUAUUUCUCUGAAAGGACAAAAAUGGAAAGACAUGCGAUCUACCUUGAGUCCCACAUUUACGAGUAGCAAAAUGAAAGCCAUGUUCAAUUUGAUAUCCAAAAAUGCAGAAAGAUUUACAGAUUACUUCAUGCAACAAAACGAAAAAAUUGUAGAAGUUGAAUUCAAAGAUGCCAUGAGUAGAUUCACCAAUGAUGCCAUAGCUAAUACUGCCUAUGGUUUGGAAGUAGAUUCUCUGAAAGAUAGGGAUAAUACCUUCUAUGCGAUGGGAAGGAAAGGUACCAAUUUCGUGGGAUACAGGACCAAAUUUGCAAUAUUCAUGUAUCAGUUCGCACCAAAACUUGCUGCUUUCUUCGGCUUACCGCUGAUUGAUUCAGAAGCUCAGUCUUUCUUCGUCGACAUUGUGAAGGAAAACAUCGAAAUGAGGAAAGCUGAGAAUAUAAAACGACCAGAUGUGGUAGGCAUGCUUCUCGAAUCAAAUAAGAAUGAAGCUGUUGUCAAAGACUCUGAAGAUGAUAAGGGUGGUUUUGCAGUCGUAGAGGAACAUUUGGAAGCUAAAGAGAUAAAGCAUGAUUUGAGUCUUAUGGAUAUAGCUGCCCAAACCUUUUUGUUCUUCAUUGCUGGUUUUGAAGGAGUUUCGAAUUUGUUAUGUUACACUGCUUACGAAUUAGCAACGAAUCCAGAUAUUCAAGAAAGAUUGAUUGACGAAGUUGAUAAGUAUCAUUCUAAUGGUAAAAUGCCGUCUUAUGGAGAAAUAAUGAAUAUGGAGUAUCUGGAUAUGGUUAUAACUGAAACACUGAGGAAGUGGCCCUUUGCCCUAGCAACAGAUAGAGUGGUAACGAAAGAAUAUACAAUUCAGCCAGAGAAACCUGGUGAACAACCUCUAACCCUAGAACCAGGAACUGUUUUGUUGAUAUCAAUUGUAGGUUUGCAUCGUGAUCCUAAAUAUUUUGAGAAUCCCGACAAAUUUGACCCUGACCGGUUUUCUGCUGAAAAUAAAAAGAAGAUUAUUCCCUAUACAUAUAUACCAUUCGGUAUUGGUCCAAGAAACUGUAUAGGAAAUAGGUUCGCACUGAUGGAAGUGAAAACAUUGAUAUUCAAGAUUUUGUGUCACUUUGAGAUAGUUCCGAUUGAAAAGACUCAGAUACCCUUGAAAAUGAACAAAAAUGCAUUCGGAUUCAUACCCACUGAUGGUUUCCAUUUGGGGCUGAAAAGAAGGAUUUGAAUAUAUGUGGUUGUUGAAGAGAUUAAAAAUGACGUAGAUAUAUAGGAUCCAGAUGGAGACGGAUUAAACUAUUUUCGUCUAUUGACGACGUACCUAUUGUGAUGGUAUUGGAAAUGUAUAUACUUAUGCCUAAUAAAUAGUAUUUUUUAUUGCUUA
Molecule: messenger RNA, 3478 nt
Organism: Coccinella septempunctata (seven-spotted ladybird)
Lineage: Eukaryota; Metazoa; Arthropoda; Insecta; Coleoptera; Coccinellidae
Exons: 12
Coding region: 80-3322 (1080 amino acids)
Molecular function (GO): heme binding; monooxygenase activity; iron ion binding
Source: RefSeq, a predicted model, not a curated record